Hypoxylon fragiforme is the source of this 951-nucleotide messenger RNA. RefSeq names its product alpha/beta-hydrolase. Gene Ontology annotation, molecular function: palmitoyl-(protein) hydrolase activity. Bases 1 to 951 code for a protein of 316 amino acids. The record is from RefSeq and is a predicted model, not a curated record. The transcript has 4 exons. Gene Ontology annotation, cellular component: membrane. Lineage: Eukaryota; Fungi; Ascomycota; Sordariomycetes; Xylariales; Hypoxylaceae.
AUGUCUCCUUCAGGAGCAUCAUCGCCACAUCUGAGCUAUCUGGAGCAAACCGUCUCGCUCCUCACUACCGUGGCUGCUUACAUGCGUUUGCCAGCUUUGGCCUCCACGGGUGUUGCCGCCGUCCUCACUACCCUGCUGUACUUCAAGCAAAAAGCGUUGAUCUACCCAUCUCAUAUGCCCCCGAAUUCCCGAACUGAAGUACCUCGACCUUCCCAGUAUGGCAUCAAGGAUUUUGAGGAGUUGGUAAUACCCACCAACGAUGGCGAGAAGCUGUCGGCAUUCUAUAUACGGGGUCCCAAAGGCGGUCGUAAUUCAAAAUGUACCGUAUUAAUGUUUCACGGCAAUGCUGGUAACAUUGGCCAUCGAUUACCGAUAGCCCGCAUGUUAAUCAACUACGUCGGUUGCAACGUCUUUAUGCUCGAGUACCGGGGCUACGGCCUAUCUACAGGGGAACCGGACGAGAAGGGCAUCACCAUAGACGCCCAAACUGCCCUCGAUUAUCUACGAAAUCGAGCCGAGACUCGUAACCAUAAACUUGUCAUUUACGGGCAAAGCUUGGGAGGGGCUGUGAGCAUCAAAUUGGUGGCCAAAAAUCAACAUACGAAAAAUAUCGUCGGCUUAAUCCUCGAGAACACAUUUCUCUCCAUGCGAUCUCUAAUUCCAUCCGUCAUCCCCCCGGCUAAGUAUCUGACCAUGCUAUGUCACCAAGUUUGGCCAAGCGAAUCUACGAUACCGUCCAUUACCGAAGUUCCGAUAUUAUUUUUAAGUGGUCUCCAAGAUGAGAUUGUCCCACCUUCUCACAUGAGGAAGUUAUACGAAUUAGCUACCACACCUACCAAAGUCUGGAAGCCGUUACCUGCUGGUGAUCACAACUCCAGCGUGUUAGAAGAGGGAUAUUUUGAGGAAAUAUCGGAUUUUGUAUCCAACAUCGCCGGGGACGAGAAGUCAUGA